Molecule: messenger RNA, 8290 nt
Organism: Oncorhynchus tshawytscha (Chinook salmon)
Lineage: Eukaryota; Metazoa; Chordata; Actinopteri; Salmoniformes; Salmonidae
Gene: celf4
Product: CUGBP, Elav-like family member 4
Exons: 14
Coding region: 396-1952 (518 amino acids)
Biological process (GO): regulation of alternative mRNA splicing, via spliceosome; mRNA splice site recognition
Cellular component (GO): cytoplasm; nucleus; ribonucleoprotein complex
Molecular function (GO): mRNA binding
Source: RefSeq, a predicted model, not a curated record
AAAAAUAAAAGGGAACCCAGAAGCAGGGACUAGGGGAACGAAAGGUGUAAAUAGAAAGCGAAAGCUCUUGGUCUCUCUCUCUCUCUCUCUCUCUCUAUUCUUCUCAUCUAUUUUACUAAAUGAAUGAAUGAAUUAUUAACUAGGACAUAAAUACAAGGAAUCACGCCUCCGCCGGGACCAGCAGACAGUUCCAAGUCUUUGAUAUUCGUUUUAGCCCAAUGAUACAUAUGUAUACUUAUCCAUGUACAUAUUUUCCUUGGUAGGACUAGAAGUAGGACCAGCAAGGCUUUUUUGAAUAACAUUUUUGACCAAUACUUCGGAAGCUUCUACACAAGGCCACCAAGAUUGCGCUGCUGCUGCCGCCGCUGUUACCACAACUCAUUGCCGGUCCGAAGAUGGCAACUUUAACGAACGGACAGGUGGAUGGCACAAACGGGCUGGUGAACGGAUUAAGCCACAGUCCAGCGGGCUGCGGGGGCACCAUCCCUAUGAAGGACCACGACGCUAUCAAACUGUUCAUCGGGCAGAUACCACGCAACCUGGACGAGAAGGACCUCCGACCGCUCUUUGAGGAGUUCGGCAAGAUCUACGAGCUCACCGUGCUCAAGGACCGCUUUACGGGCAUGCACAAAGGCUGUGCCUUCCUUACCUACUGUGCCAGAGAGUCGGCCCUGAAAGCUCAGAAUGCACUUCAUGAGCAGAAGACCCUGCCAGGGAUGAACAGGCCUAUCCAGGUGAAGCCUGCGGACAGCGAGAGUCGAGGAGAAGACAGAAAACUAUUUGUGGGAAUGCUCAACAAGCAGCAGUCCGAAGAUGAUGUGCGACGUCUCUUUGAGUCGUUUGGCAGCAUUGAAGAGUGCACCAUCCUUAGAGGUCCUGAUGGAAACAGCAAAGGUUGUGCGUUCGUAAAGUAUUCCUCUCACGCUGAAGCUCAGGCAGCUAUCAGUGCGCUACACGGCAGCCAGACAAUGCCUGUGAGUUCAGUAUUCAAUAUGGGUGCGUCCUCAAGUCUGGUGGUGAAGUUUGCCGACACGGAUAAGGAGCGCACCAUCCGGCGCAUGCAGCAGAUGGCUGGUCAGAUGGGCAUCUUCAACCCCAUGGCCCUGCAGUUUGGGGCCUACGGGGCCUACGCACAGGUGCAGCAGCAGCAGGCAGCGUUGAUGGCGUCAGUAGGUCAGGGGGGCUACCUCAGCCCUAUGGCAGCCUUCGCGGCCGCACAGAUGCAGCACAUGGCCACUAUCAACGGACUCCCAGGAGGGCACAUGACCCCCACCUCAGGUGGCAGUACCCCCCCUGGUAUCGGCGGCCCCACGGUGACCAGUAUCCCCUCUCCCAUCAGUGUGAAUGGUUUCAAUGGAAUGCCGCCCCCUCAGGCUAACGGGCAGCCCCCUGCCGAAGCUGUGUACACCAACGGGAUACACCCCUAUCCUGUGUUGCAGGAGGUGGUUUUUAGAGAGGACUCUGAAAAAAACAGCUUGGCUCAUCGGAGUUGUUUUGGGGUUCAGGGUGGCUGCUUCCUCUCUUCUCUCUCUGAAGCUCAGAGUCCCACUGCAGCAGACCACUUACAGCAGGCUUACACAGGAGUCCAGCAGUAUGCAGCAGCCUACCCUGCUGCAUAUGGCCAGAUCAGCCAGGCCUUUCCCCAGCCUCCUCCCAUCAUCCCACAACAACAGAGAGAAGGGCCGGAGGGCUGUAACCUGUUCAUCUACCACCUCCCUCAGGAGUUUGGGGAUGGCGAGCUGAUGCAGAUGUUCCUGCCUUUCGGUAAUGUCAUCUCCUCCAAAGUGUUUGUGGAUCGGGCGACAAACCAAAGUAAAUGCUUUGGGUUUGUGAGCUUCGAUAACCCAGGUAGUGCCCAUGCUGCCAUCCAGUCAAUGAACGGCUUUCAGAUCGGCAUGAAGAGACUCAAGGUGCAGCUCAAGAGGCCGAAGGACGCCAACCGCCCCUACUAGCCCCUCCCCCUAUCAGCCACCCCUGCCCUGAGGGAUAUGGCAGUCACUGCACACAGGGCAACACAGGUUUUUAUUGAGCUGGAACACAUGUUGAUUAAAUGAACAACGUCAUUGAACUGAAAGACCACAGGAAUUAUUUGAGGCUGGUAUGAAACUGGAUCAUAUACUGGGCUGAACAUGAACAAAUUAAAUGACCAAGUAAUGGACACCUCUGUUGGAUGUACCUUUUGGACCUCAGAGAGAACUCAUGCAAACCUGGGUAGCUCCAGGACGCUUACUCUCUUUAUCGCCUCCCCUCCUCUCUUUCUCUCUCCCUAAACCUGCCUGAAUGACAGCUACCUUACAGGACCACAAGGGAAGUAUUAUAAAAGAAGAAGAAAAAAAACAAAACACGGAACAGAGAUGGAGGAAGUAUGGAUGCCAAGAGUUCCAAGAACUAAACAAACUUUUAAAAAAUACUUUAUGGGGGGAAUGCCAUAGGAGAUAUCUAUGUAAAGUUGUUGGGUAUGGGGAAAUAACUUUUUAAAGAACACUUUUACAGGACUAGGAGGAGAGAACUUUGUAGGGAAUGCGAUAUUUCAUGACCCAAACUCACUUUGAUUCGGGAUGGCCAUCUUUAGCUUGGAGUGCCUGUCGGUUUCCAGGGGAUACCGUUGCCAAGGAGAGCCAUAGCAACGGUCUCCAGGGAGUCUUACCUGUCAUUCCUUAGUUGUUUUAGGGACCAAAAGACCAAACAUUUUUAUUGCUGAGGACUUGUAGCUCUAUUAAUAUACUCGGACCACUGCAUCUCUUUUAAUCUUUGUUAAUCGAUUAAAGAGUUGCAUUUAAAAGAUGUGUACAUUUAGAAUAUAUAUACAAUAUAUGUAUAUAUACAUAUAUAUUGCUGUUAUGCUUUUUGAAUACAGGCAACACUAUUUCAGAUGACCAAUGGGGUCGCUCACUUCGCUAGUUUACAAUUAACUAUUCAAAAUGUUUAUUUUUUUCCCCUCUUCUCAUUUUCUCUUGGGGGAUGGGAUGGAGUGUGCAUGGGAAGGGUUGUUCCAUACUGCAGCCUUACCUUUUCUAACUUGACAUCCUAACCUCAUAGUUAAAAGAACAUCAAAAAUGUUUGAAAUACAUGAACUUGUUUAUAUUUGCAGUACAUAUAUAUGUAUAUGUAUAACACGCAUUCAAGCUAAUGUAUUCAUAUAUAUACAUAUAUACAGUAUAUAUGGAUAAAUAGAUAUUAAUCAAACCAAUAUAUGUAUUUACAGUAUAUGCACAUAUUUUAUGUGUGUCUGUAUAUAGAACAGCUAUCGACUAUGAUGAGCUGUCAUUUUUUUGUAGAUUUUAGCUGGAGUUUGAAAAACUGCUCUGCUUGGGAAGAGGCGCAAAUCUGGCAGCUCCCAGAACUGCAGGCAUUCCUCUCUCUAAUAAACUAUAUAUGCUGAUACACACAUAUUCCUGAAUAUAUGUGUGAAGAUUCACAUACACUGUAUGUACGUGUACAUACCAUUUUAAAAAAUGCAAAAAAAAGCCACUUCUCAGUAGCAGGCUUAAAGAGAAUCAGGCUAAAUUAAUUUUAGAGGUAGGACAAAGAUCUUUGACUUGAUUCCAAACAUAACUUUUCAGCUUCAAAGUACACUCUACACAAACUUAACACGUAAAAACAACAUUCUCUUUGACAUUUGAACCAAAAUGGAUGAAUACCGUGACCUUUUCUCUCUCUUAAUUGCAUUCAGUAAGUAAGUGCAUGUAGCGUAUGGGCUGUCAACACAAGGUGUGCCUUGUCACCUGCAGAAUCUGCCAUCAAGCACUGUGCUUUCAAAACAUUACUGCAAGCAGCCAACGCGCUACGAUGAUGUCAAAACUGCAGUCGCAUUCCAUCAUGUCGUUUCACAUCUCCAUAGAGCUUUAGCAGUAAAGCAUGUCAAAGCUAACAAAUCUUUCAGAUGAUUCACCGUGGUCCUCUCACACAUGGAAAUUAGCAUCAAGUACUCUGACAGUCACAGACUCAUUGUGAUGUGUAUUUGUCAUUACAUUUUAAAUCAAAGUGGGUAUUAUAUAUUCUGCUAGUACAGGUACCGAAAUAAAGGGAGCACUUGGAAAUGCUGUGCAAGUAUAAGAACCCUUGAGGCUUGGUUCCACUGGCUUUGGUCUGACAUUGCGUAUUGUAUGGUUAUAACUUAUAGGUGAAAUUUCAUGUUAACACAUUGCAGACCUAGGAAGUGGUUUGACUACUAAACACAAAGGAACCAGGAAGUGUUUUGUAAUGUGUACAGCCAGCGCCAAUUCAGCUAUUGUUGUAUGGAGCUCUCUCUAACUGUUCCUCACCAGACCAUUCCCCUAGUGCCUGCGUCCAACCUUUACUAACAGACAGGGAUGUAAUGUUAAAUAAAAGGUGGUAAACACUGAACGCCGGUCGAGACCGCCAGGCUGUUCCCAACGGCAAUGCUAACAGUGCUAAUUUAGCGAACUAGGUGCAUAACUGCUAUGCUAUAGAAAUAGAAUGACUAGAACAUACAUCCCCAUUCAAGUCAAUGUUGGCAUAAUGGGUGGACUGGCGGCUAUGGCGAUAAGUGCAAAGCCAGGUUGAAGAUGACAAACGUUAACCUCUAUGGGAUUCUAAAAAACCAUAACUCUUUGCAACAAUGGGACCAGCUAUACCAGUUAGAAAUGGCACUGGUAGUUAGCAACGGCGCUGGUAGUUAGCAACGGCACUGGUAGUUAGCAACGGCGCUGGUAGUUAGCAACGGCACUGGUCCCAGAUGUGACAUCGUGGUCUUAACCUGUAUAUUUUAGACGUAGGAGCAAAGCCGGAAGUAAAAUAUGUGCUAAAAUAUGUAUGAUUUGCUGAUUUAACUCAACUGAAAUACAUUCCAUUGCAUGAGCCACAUCAGUUAACAUCAUUUGAAUUAACAUUCUACAUUACUAUGGAAAUGAUUGCAUCCCAAUACCAGCCAGCCAUUGUGAAUGUACCCAUGAGUUUACCAGUCAAAUUGCUAGGGUUAGAGGUUCCGAGACCGUUCUAUUCAAUCUAUUUCUAUGUGCUAUGCAUCAUAUCAAAACUGUGUUUACCUGGAUUUAGCCUCAAUUGCAUCCCUGCUACAAGGUCUGUGUCUCACCCAGUCUACCGCAAUGCAAACAGGCCUAAAGAUGUCAUUAACACUCCUUUACACCCCCUUCUUUCUCUGGGUUUGUCAAGGAAAGUUCUGAAAUGACUCUCCCCAUUAUUUAUCAAAGGUCCACCCUAUCUUGAGAUCGGUUUCUUGUUGCACAAAUUUCCCAUUGACAUCAACCAAUUUAUGAUUUACUUGAAAUUCAAGGUUAUGCUUAAGUUCGGAUUCGGCUUCUAAGUCACGUCAAUGUGUCUCCCCAAACCAGUUAAAUGUAAUGUAAAAAUCUAGAUUUCUGCCUAAAUAGACAUAUCCAAAAGUAAUUAUUUAUCAAGAGAGGGCCAUGAACAAUACAUAGUAAUGCUUAUUCUUUUACCCUUUCCGGGUAAAAGUAGUUUUAAAUUGCUGAGGUGUUGUCACUCUUGAGGACACAAGCUCAAGUACACAGUACAAAUAUGAUAGAAAUAUAUUUUAAAAAAUCAUACAGAAUAUGUGUCCUAUUCAAUAAAAGUGGGAGAAUAGGGCAUGCCAUACUUUCUAAAUAUGGUAGCAAUCAAAUAAUAAACAACUUAAUAUAAUAAUUCACCUGUCUUAUAGCUGAUCAUACUUCGUGACUACAAAACUGGCACCAUUUCAAAUAACUGACAACAAUUUUCUGCCCAGUGUCCUCUGAACGACUCAGAGACUCCAUUGAAAUGCCUGUUAAAUCGUUACAACUUCAGCUUUAAGCACAAAGACGCACAACGUGCUGUGACCCAAGACAAAGUGGUCUUGUUUCAAUUCUACAAAAUAAUUUUGUAUUUGUUCAUGUUGAGAGCUCUUAAAUCCGAGAAUACCACAGCGAGAUGAUUAUGCUUUUGCUGUAAAUCGCGAGGCUCCCCUGUUUCAUAUACCAUAUUGUAAGUGGAGCUGAGAGUUUCACAGCCAGAGGAAAUCGACCCUUUGUUUGGAUAGGCCAGAAAAUGUGACGUGUCACUCCCUAUGCAAAUCAGGUGUCAGAUUUUACAUACUGCAUCUCAGAUGAGAGCAGAGAGCAGUAUGUGAAGCGGGACAACCAGAGCUUUCACGGAGUGCACAGCAUUUGAUGUUGCGCCAUCCACAAGGCUCUCUGUAUACAAAAAUGGCGGUUGGAACUGGUUCAGAACUGCUCAAAGUCCCCUUAACUUCUCCCAAUGCCACCUUUCACUCAGCUCACGCUCUCAGUCACACUUUCCCAAUGAAAUUCAUCCCUCGCUCUCCAUUUUGUUCCGUGUUUAGGUUUAUUUCCCUGCUUGCACCCCUCUCUCUGCCUACUUUAACCUGCAUUCCAAGGCCUGAGAGUACUGGAUUGGUGUCAGCAAUAUGGUGGAAACUCCCUUAGCCUUUCAAAUAGGCUAUAGAGCUAUUAGUGAAUGUCUUACACCUUUCCCAAUGCUUUCCAAUUGAGUGAAUGAAGGCAGAGGGAGAGGAAUGACUGGAAUUGAGCAUCUAUUUCACAUGCUAUAACUUUCAGCUGCAACUGUUUACAUAUAAAUUGAGAAAAAAAACAUAGUAGUUCAAAAACAAUGAGAAACAGAGCAGAAGUUUGAAUAUAAAUAUAUAUAAAUAUAUACAUAAACCAAUGAAUAUACUGUAAAUGUUUUUGUUGCUCUGUUUUCCUCUGUACAUAGGUUUGCAUAUUUUAUAGGACUUUUACUUCUAUCUACAAGGACUGAAUAAAACAAAACUUUAAUUACUUCAAAAAGAUGAACGAAAACAUAUAAUAAUCAAUGAAACCAGGUUUUAAAAAAUAAAAAAAUAAAAAAAGAGUCCAUAGGAAUAUGGUACAACUGUAUGACCUGACCUAGGCAUUUAACCAGAAAACAGUCAGGGAGAGCAUUGAACUCAAUUAGAGCAUAGACAUGCAUUGGCCUUUUUAUACAAGUGUUUUGGGUUUCUUUCAUUUAUUUAUUUAUGUAUUUAUUUAUUUAUUUCUUCUGUUUACAAAUGAUAUGCAUGAUUUCAUGGCAUUAUUUUUCUAUGAGUUGGUAUGUGACCAAAUAGUUUUUUAUAUUCAUGUAUAGGCCUACAUUGUGGUACAUUGUUGACCACUUAUUGUCUACAGGAUCACAACUUGCAACAGUUCUUUGAGAAAUGGAGAUUAUGCUCAUAUUCGCCAAGUUUGUUUUGUUACGUUUUCUCAGAGGUUUAUCUGUUGUUCUUUUUUCCAUUUGUGAUUGUUUUAUUCAAUAUCAGAGCUCUACUGUUCUUUUAAAGCGUUAUGCUGCUGUUUUCUGAACUGUUUUACAUUUCACUUCCCCGCUCUUAAUAUUUAAAUGCACCUCAACUGUUCAAUCUAUCUAGAUGAUUAAAGCUACAAAGUGCAUUCAAAUUGCAGUAUUUUUUGUGAACUUCUACAUACAAGUUCCAAAUUCAGCUAAAUGUGGUAGCGUAUAGGUUGCAAUGACAUGGUAAUUUCAUGUUUCAAAAUUAAAAUACAAAUGAAACCUUUCCAGAAUAAAAUAAAAACCUUGUUAGCUGUGAUUGUGUUCAACAAUUUGAAUGCACCUUCGCUGUUUUGUCAUUCUGUUUCAUAACUGCUCUGUUGUUGACCAUCUAAGCUCUUGGAAACAUGGGAUAAACAUUAGGUUAAUAUUUACCACUUCUCCUUAGGACAAGGUUGCUAAAAUAUGUCUAUCCAUGAGAGGAAUUCCCUCUCUUGCUAAACAUGGCUGCUAAUGUAGGACUUGAAACCAUAAUUAGCUGAUUAGUGAUAAUUACUUAGAAAUCCCACAUACAAUGUGUCCCUUAUUCUGAAGUGUUAAGAGUUCUGUAUUAAUCAGAGAAAUGUUGUUUAUUUUGUCUCAAUUAUCAUAUCUGUUUUUGUAACAUCCUAUAGAGCUCUGAUGUUGUACAAGUGUUCAGUUCUAUCAAGGGUAAAAUACCUAUCAAAAACUGCACUAUUUCAUCAAAUAUUCAGUUACUCAAUUUCCGAUCAUGUGGUCUACCUUCAAUGCUGUUAUCAUGGGGUUAUUCCUACAUUCUACUUCUUCAAUGGAUUCAAAAGUAUUCUGAAGACUUCAGCACACGAAGGGGAUGGGGAAUUGAAUGUUGCGUGUAGCGUUUUACCUUGUCUGAUGAGGUAGGCUUCUCAUUGGUUAGUGCGCUUUAGGCUCCCGCCCUCAUCUCUCCAGACUGCACCAUUCUCUGAUCCCUGGACUAUUUUGUAAUUUUAAUGAAUGAUGCGUCUCAGCUUAGCCCAAUAAUAAAGCACAGUCUAGAAUA